CUACAAUAUUGCAACACACCCACAAAUAGAAACUAGCACUUCCUUAAGGCAGAGACUUUUACAUGUUGGUAUUCUGCCAUGGCUAUGAGAAGCUUGCUUUCUGACCAUAGCCACUAUGUCGAAUCCUUUCGUCUGUUCCUUGAGAAUUCGACGGAGCAUCAAUGCAUGCUGGAAUUCAUUCAGAAGAAGCUGCCAGGCAUAUUAUCAAGUAUAGGCAGUGGGAAAUCUACAAUCAAUAUUCUAAGUGUUGGUGGUGGGGCAGGAGAAGUUGACCUUCAGAUUCUUGCAGAAGUACGGGCUAAAUAUCCUGGAGUCAUCAUUUGUAACGAUGUGGUAGAACCAAGUGCUGAACAAAUAAGUGCCUACAAAGAACGAGUAGCAAAGACAGAAAACCUUGAGAACAUAAAGUUUUCUUGGCACAAGGAGACUUCGCUGGAAUAUGAAAGUCGAAUGAAGGCAAGCAAAGAGGUGAAGAAAUGGAACUUCAUCCACAUGAUCCAGAUGCUGUAUUAUGUAAAAGACAUCCCAGCUACUAUCAGGUUUUUCCACAGCCUCUUGGAACCUGGGGCCAAGCUCCUUAUUAUUCUUGUUUCAGGAACCAGUGGCUGGGCCAGGCUCUGGGAGAAAUACGGUUCUCGCCUGCCUCUGAAUGAUCUCUGCUUGUAUGUUUCAUCUGCUCACAUUGAAGAGAUACUUGAUGGGGCUGGUCUCAAUUACAAGUCCUAUGAGCUUCCAUCUGAUAUGGACAUAACUGAUUGCUUCACUGAUGGAAACAGAAAUGGGGAGUUGCUGCUUGAUUUUUUGACCGAAACCUGUAAUUUUAGUAAAACUGCCCCCACUGAAUUAAAAAAUGAAAUUAUCAAAGACCUUAAAAAGCUUGAAUACAGUGAAAAGAGGGGUGACAAGUAUUUUUUUAAUAACAAUCUGAGUGCAAUAGUGAUUGAACCCUAAAUGUGUUCAGCUGGGAAGCAGCCACUCAGUUGAAUAUGUAUUUAUUAUUUGUUAAAUACUUUAUUAGUUUGGUAAGUAUGUGAUGCUUGAGUCAGAUACACAUAUAUCCACAGGAUCUAACUUUUUUGCCACUGUUACAGCUGCUUAACAGUAUUGUUAGGUGUUUACAAUGCUACAUAUUAAGACUUUGCUAACAGAUUAAAACAUAGCUUGCAGAGUUGUACAUCA
Podarcis raffonei (Aeolian wall lizard) is the source of this 1179-nucleotide messenger RNA. Its product is annotated as histamine N-methyltransferase-like. The record is from RefSeq and is a predicted model, not a curated record. Gene Ontology annotation, molecular function: N-methyltransferase activity. The transcript is spliced from 7 exons. Lineage: Eukaryota; Metazoa; Chordata; Lepidosauria; Squamata; Lacertidae. Bases 79 to 951 code for a protein of 290 amino acids.